UGCUUUCUCAUAAGAGAAAAUGUAUAACAGUCUGAAGAAAUCACCUGAAAUAGAUGCCAUUGUUUUUAAAACAUAAAAUCAAAUAGAUGGUCAUUCAUAUAGUACCAAAGAGGUCUCUGAAGAAAAUAAUAGUCAUGCUCACUCGCCAAAGUUUCAGAAAGAAAAAGAAUCCUUAACCCCAAAGGUCAUAAAAUAAAACACAUUUAUUUUACCACAUGAACUGAUAGUUAAAAGAUAGCAUAAGAUACUCAUUUAAAAAUGUAGCCUUGCUUGUGGUAGCCUGGGUCAAAUGAUCCUUUAUAUCAGAAAGAUAAAGACAAAAUAAUCACAUUUAGGUACUUCUUACCUCCCAUAAAGGAAGAAUAAUAUUUAAGUGACUGAUAAAUUUGAAAAGCUGAUUAUUCAUAAUAACCAUCAUGUUGGGGGAGUACAUGGAAAUCAAACAGAUUGUAUUGGGCUAUUUUAAAAAGUGACAUGAUAACUGUACUAUUUUUUUAGAAAAGAACAUAAGGUAGGAGUUCAAAAUAGUUAAACUAAUAUCUUAGAAAACUGUCCACGAGGAAGGUCAAAUUCACUUUCAACAUUUUUCAACAUGUAAAAAAGAUGCAGAGUAGAGAGAAACAUUAAAACCUCCCCACAAUUCUUCACGAAGCAAAUGUUAAAAUGUGGAACAUAAGCUCAGACAAAUACACAGAGAUGAGUAAGGUCCAGAUCUGCUGUGUGUGAGGCAUUCCACCCUACAGCACAUCUGACACGUGUAGGUAUGCUUAAAGCCAUAAAUUUAGAAAAAAAAUUUGGGUCCAUUUUGUUGCGAGUGCACUUCUUGCAAUAAAUUUGAGUCAGCACCAAUGAAAGCUCUGCAGUCCUCCGAUGUGGUACUGAUCAGGUGGUUGCAGAGCUUCGGCUCACAGCAACACAAUGCAGCUGAGCAGGCAAGCACAGCCCACAGCCAGAAGCGGUUCCUACUCUCCAGAACAAGACGACCUUUAAGCUUAAGUUCCCCGGAGAAAAUGAGAUGCUGAUGCUGAUGCUGAAGACGACACUAUGGCUUUGAUGGAAUAUCAGAUACUGAAAAUGUCUCCCAGCCUGUUCAUCCUUCUGUUUCUCACACCUGGUAUUUUAUGCAUUUGUCCUCUCCAAUGUAUAUGCACAGAAAGGCACAGGCAUGUGGACUGUUCAGGCAGAAACUUGACUACAUUACCAGCUGGACUGCAAGAGAAUAUUAUCCAUUUAAAUCUGUCUUAUAACCACUUUACUGAUCUGCAUAACCAGUUAACCCAAUACACUAAUCUGAGGACCUUGGACAUUUCAAACAACAGGCUUGAAAGCCUCCCUGCUCAAUUACCUAGGUCCCUCUGGAAUAUGUCUGCUGCUAACAACAACAUUAAACUGCUUGACAAAUCUGAUACUGCUUAUCAGUGGAACCUAAAAUAUCUGGAUGUUUCUAAGAAUAUGCUGGAAAAGGUUGUCCUCAUUAAAAAUACACUAAGAAGUCUUGAGGUUCUCAACCUAAGUAGUAACAAACUUUGGACAGUUCCAACCAACAUGCCCUCCAAAUUGCACACUGUGGACCUGUCUAAUAAUUCCUUGACACAAAUCCUUCCAGGAACACUAAUAAACCUGACACAUCUCACACAUCUUUACCUGCACAACAACAAGUUCACAUUCAUCCCAGAUGAAGCUUUUGACCAACUCUUUCAGCUGCAAGAAAUAACCCUUUACAAUAACAGGUGGUCGUGUGACCACACACAAAACAUUACUUACUUAUUGAAGUGGAUGAUGCAAACAAAAGCCCACGUCAUAGGGACUCCCUGUUCUAGCCAAAUAUCAUCUCUGAAGGAACAUAACAUAUAUCCCACACCUUCCGGAUUUACCUCAAGCUUGUUCACUGUAAGUGGGAUGCAAACAGUGGACACCAUUAACUCUCUGAGUGUGGUAACUCAAUCCAAAGUGACCAAAAUGCCCAAACAAUAUCGAACAAAGGAAACAACAUUUGGCGCCACUCUAAGCAAAGACACCACCUUUACUAGCACUGACAAGGCUUUUGUGCCCUAUGCAGAAGACACAUCCACAGAAAUGAUCGAUUCACAUGAAGCAGCAGCUGCAACUCUAACUAUUCAUCUCCAAGAUGGAAUGGUUACAAACACAAGCCUCACUAGCUCAAAAAAAUCAUCCCCAACACCCAUGACCCUAAGUAUUACCAGUGGCAUGCCAAAUAAUUUCUCUGAAAUGCCUCAACAAAGCACAACCCUUAACUUACGGAGGGAAGAGACCGCCACAAAUGCAAAGACUCGUUUACCUUCUGCGGCCAGUGCUUGGAAAGUAAAUGCGUUGCUUCUCUUACUGUUCGGUGCUGUGGUCGUGCUGGCUGCCUGAGGGUCUGCAUUGUCUGCAACUAAUGAAAGAACUCCUCCCUGAUGUACAGUUGGGAAACUAUGCCCCCAUCUAACCAGUGAUUCAAAUAUAUUAAGUAUUCAAGAAAGCCAGUGUUACGUUUCUGAUCUGAUGUAAAUGAAGUAAUUUGUCUUAAAUAAAAGAAGUGCACAAUGUCUUGGUACUUGCUGCUAUUUUACUGUCUUAAGUAAAACUAAUGAAUUUCUUUUUUUAAAUGAAAUGUUUUCUUUUUAAGGCUUCAAUUUAUUGCACAAGAUAUAAAGCAUCUUAACUUUAAUAUGUAUUUUAUGUAUGUUUACACUGUCAAACAUCUGGGAAAAAAUAAAUGGUCUAUGCUCAUAAUGGUGUCACUUGGCUUUCCAGUCAUACCAACUUAAUCGACUAACUCAGUGAGGCUUACAGUGACCUAACCAUUUUUGUCCUAGGGUGCCUUGGUCAAGUCUUUAUGGUAAAUGAGAUGUUGGAGGCAUCCAAGGGUUUUGCCACUGGAGUAAAGCUGUGGUUGCCACCCCAUGAAUGAUUAUGCCAUGUCGUUACUUUAUACACAAGCCAUAAUUGUUUUAAAUCUAGAUGAUGUCCUGCUUCUGAGGAACUCUUGGCUACUUUACAGAUUAUAUAAUGGACAAAAGCUCUUCAAAAAGCUAGAAGACACUAGGCUUUGCAUUUUAAUGAGGAAAGUUUAAUGGCUUUGUUUUUUGCAUUUAAGAAGGUAUUAAAAACAAUAAAAAGUUUAGGUUUAAAGUCAUAUAAAGGAACAGUUUUAGUGUAUAUUUAACAAAUCAUUUAUUAAUGGAAAUUUAAAUACUUACAAAAUUAAAAGUCUUCUAUGUGCAGGGGAGAAAAAUUUAUUUUUUACACAUGAGAAAUUAGAAUCUGAUUUACCUCAAUUAAAAAUGAGAUUUAGUUUCAGAAUAAAAUCAUGGGGACCUAACAAGCAUGGGCAAUACUGAGGGAGAGAGGGCAAGGAAAAGAAAAGCAGGAAGGAAAAAAGAAUGGGACUCAUUUUGAGCUACAACCAGAUGAUGAACCCAACAAAACAGACAACAGGACUAGGUCUGCGCAUGAGACAAAUCUUAAUACUCCAAAUCAAACUGCACUAGGAACCCAACUAGAAGAAAAUCAAGAAUUUUCUUCAAAUAUAAAAGUAAACCACCUUAUGAAUUAGAUAAAAACAUAAAUAGUAGCCAAUAGUCGGAAAAAGAAGAGCUGAAACAAGGCUAGAUUAAAAUGCGGGACAGUGUUUCAAAAUGUGUGAGCCACAAAUGAGGUGCUUAAUUUGUGAGACGUAAGGAAGAACCUACUUCAAGCACUCCUAGAGUUGGGGAAAAGAAUACAGAAAGAAAAUUUUAUGCUCCUUCCUAAGAAAUUUUAAAAUUAAGAUAGACUUCUUUCCAGAUUUGGGAACAUUUCUAUUGAGGGGGAGAGGGAAGGGAAGGGUAAGAAGAGCCUUCUAAUGCACUUCUUUUUUCUUUUUAAAUGCCAGGCUUAUGGAAAAAUUAUUGUUAAACUUCAAUAAAGCAAUUCUUCUCCUAUGCUGACUAGUGAAGUGGCUCUUGAACAUUUUUCUGCCCCAGCAAACCUAACUGGCUCACUAGAUUGGGGAAUUUCACAAUGAAGAAAAGGGGUUAUUUGAAAUAAUCUGCUCAAUGGUUUUAAAAUGCAUUACUUUUCCAAAGGAGCAAAUCAUUCUAACUUCCUCCCAAUCACUGAUCUACUAUCUUCACUACUGAUGAUAGAGGCUAACUGCUUAUUUUCUACUCUACCUCACACUAGUAUUGUGUUU
Phyllostomus discolor (pale spear-nosed bat) is the source of this 4177-nucleotide messenger RNA. It is a transcript of the gene OMG, whose product is annotated as oligodendrocyte myelin glycoprotein. Gene Ontology annotation, molecular function: protein binding. The record is from RefSeq and is a predicted model, not a curated record. The transcript has 2 exons. Gene Ontology annotation, biological process: neuron projection regeneration. Bases 1045 to 2376 code for a protein of 443 amino acids. Lineage: Eukaryota; Metazoa; Chordata; Mammalia; Chiroptera; Phyllostomidae.